Messenger RNA from Colletotrichum spaethianum, 687 nucleotides. RefSeq lists its product as uncharacterized. The record is from RefSeq and is a predicted model, not a curated record. NCBI's taxonomy places the organism in Eukaryota, Fungi, Ascomycota, Sordariomycetes, Glomerellales, Glomerellaceae. The coding region runs from base 1 to 687 and encodes 228 amino acids. The transcript has a single exon.
AUGGCCUGGUACGCAAAAACGCGCUUCUUCCACAUCAUAGAGUUGACGGCCUGGCAGCUUUAUCCGUCUGCCGCUACCUUUCAGAGAUUGCACCAGAGAUACCGGCCGACCGAGACUCAAAUGAAGCACCCACACCCGCGUGUGAUAGACUGGAUUCCGUUCCCCUCCAUUCGAGAUCGGCUUAUCCAGCGCCAUGCCGCCAAUCCCCAUAUUGAUCAAAUAUUCUGCGAUGCGGUCACGGGAUACGUCGUCGAGACAACCAUGUCCGAUCUUGUACUCGGCGCGCCGCAAAUCACAGUCUACAUCAGGGUCACGGAUCUGAUUACGGCCAUGUCAUCCACCGCGGACGACGGCCUCAACGAUGCACCCGCGAACCUACCCGCCCCAGACAUCACAACCCUGUUCACCUCACAAUCGUACGCCCGUGCAGCGUUUAAGCAAUUGAACAUGGACAAAGGAGCAUCUUACUACAAGAUCGACCCGGCCUUCUAUGGAAAGUAUCCCGAGCUGUUCGACCAGUCCAACGACCUUACAGCCACCGGCAUACCCCUCAGACCGAAAUCGCAAAAGGUGCUGACCUACCCCAAACCCCUCGAUGCCUCAACGGUCGAGACCUACCGGAGUUUCAUCGACUUCUCCCUCGACGCUGCCAACACAAUCUCAUCCUCCUCAACGACGGCCCCGUGA